Molecule: messenger RNA, 1465 nt
Organism: Alnus glutinosa
Lineage: Eukaryota; Viridiplantae; Streptophyta; Magnoliopsida; Fagales; Betulaceae
Product: cysteine proteinase mucunain
Exons: 4
Coding region: 81-1211 (376 amino acids)
Cellular component (GO): lysosome
Molecular function (GO): cysteine-type endopeptidase activity
Source: RefSeq, a predicted model, not a curated record
GGCCUCUUCAACAAACAGUCCACUCCGUUCUCUUUUCCCUUUCUCUAAGAAACAAGACCUUCCACCCAUCUCCUUCCAACAUGGCAACCAUGGCGAUGGCAAUAUUCGCCCUUUUCUUCCUCUUCUUUGCUUCGCUAUCAGCCUCUGAUAUGUCCAUCAUCGGCUACAACAACCACCACGACCAACCAGCCUGGCGGAGCGACGCCGAGGUCAUGGGCAUCUACAACUCGUGGCUCGCCAAGCACGGGAAAGCCUACAACGACCUGGGAGAGCACGAGCGGAGGUUCGAGAUCUUCAAGGAUAACCUGAGGUUCAUCGACGAGCACAACACCCAAAAGCGCACAUACAAGCUUGGGUUGACCAGAUUUGCGGAUUUGAGCAACGAGGAGUACCGCGCCAUGUUCUUGGGCACCAGGACUGACCCUAAGCGAAGGGUUAUGAAGUCCAAGAACCCCAGCCAGCGGUACGCUUUCAGGGCCGGCGAGAAGUUGCCGUUGUCCGUCGAUUGGAGGGCCGCAGGCGCUGUUAAUCCGAUCAAGAAUCAAGGAAGUUGUGGAAGUUGCUGGGCGUUCUCAACUGUGGCGGCAGUGGAAGGCAUAAACAAAAUAGUGAGCGGCGAGCUAAUCUCUCUAUCGGAACAAGAACUUGUGGACUGUGACAGAGACUACAACGCUGGGUGCAACGGAGGUCUCAUGGACUACGCCUUCGAGUUCAUCAUCAACAACGGAGGGAUGGACUCUGAAUCACACUACCCUUACCUAGGCGUUGACAGCAAAUGCGACCCCGUUAGGAAGAAUGCUAAGGUUGUCAGCAUUGAUAGCUACGAGGAUGUUCCGGCCUUCGAUGAGAAUGCGUUGAAAAAGGCCGUGGCACAUCAGCCUGUUAGUGUUGCUAUUGAAGCCGGUGGCAGGGCCCUGCAGCUCUACGACUCAGGUGUAUUUACCGGGGAAUGUGGGUCAGCCCUAGACCAUGGUGUGGCUGCUGUUGGGUACGGCACAGAGAAUGGGGUGGACUACUGGCUGGUGAGGAACUCAUGGGGAAGCAACUGGGGGGAGAGUGGAUACAUCAAGAUAGAGCGCAAUGUGGUUGACGCAUAUACCGGCAAGUGUGGAAUUGCAAUGGAGGCGUCUUACCCCGUCAAGAAUAGCCAGAACCCAAGCAAGCCUUACUGGGCUUAUGAAAGCGCGGUGGAGAUGGUCAUCAGUGCUUGAAAACGUCUCUCCAUGGAUGUUAUGGGCCGCUGAAGAGGAAGGAAGUGGCCUAAAUCUACCCAAGGAUGACUGGGCUGUUGUUGUUUGCUUAUUUGGAUAAAGAUGAUUGUUGUAAAUAGCCAAAUGAAAUUGCACCUCAAGAAUUGAUGAUGGGGGCAUGCAACUCAAUCAUUUGCUUAAAUUCGCAAUGUUAUUCUGAAAAUCACCAUGGAUUUGAAUCAAAUAGAUCUGUCAACUCAUUGUCAUUUCCCUAA